Drosophila grimshawi is the source of this 2314-nucleotide messenger RNA. RefSeq lists its product as uncharacterized. The coding region runs from base 118 to 1965 and encodes 615 amino acids. The transcript is spliced from 5 exons. NCBI's taxonomy places the organism in Eukaryota, Metazoa, Arthropoda, Insecta, Diptera, Drosophilidae. The record is from RefSeq and is a predicted model, not a curated record.
AUUCAAGUGUGUAAUUUGAGUUUAACGGUUAAUCUCGCUGUGAAUUGGUUCUAACGCAAGGACACGCACAGAGGACGAGCGAAUUCCCAACUGGCUAGCAAUUGAGCAAUUGUUGAAAUGGAUGCGCUUCGCUUGCGUGGUCCGACCUUUGUACGUUUCAAUGGUGGCCCGGGCCAACCACAACCACAUCCCCAUCCCCAUCCCCAUCCCCAUCCACAGCAGCAGCAACAGCAACAGCCACAUGCACCGGGAUAUGUCGGGCACGGAUUGCAGCAGGAGCCGCUCAUUGUUGUGGAGGAAUCCAAUUUGCCGGAAGAACUAGAGCCGGAGAGUUCGGACACUUUUUCGAAUCGCGCCAGUUUGGAUAUUGAUUCGCCAGUUAAUCCGUAUUUGUUGUCGCCGUGGCGUGAUCCGCGCGAGGCCCGCAAACACUCGUUGCCCUCACAGCAGGUGACCGAUGGCAUCACCGCUAGCCAGGUGCGUCGUCUAUCCGAGCGCGGCGGCGAGGGCUCCGGUCCGACGCCCAAAGAGGCCGCAUUCUUGGCCACGCUUUCGCAGUCGCCAGCUCCGUCGGGCCGUCGGCACUCGGUGGUCACCAUUUCGAAGGUGCCAACUACAUUUUUUGGACGCUCUCGCCGCGAAUCUGUCGCCGCAUAUCCGUCAAACAAUGGCAGCAGCCGAGUGCUGAAUUCGCGACGAGAGAGCAACACAGGACCGCCAUCGACAGACCCCAUUGGCAGCAUUCAUAAUCUGCAGCUGGACAUUAUGGAUGACAUAUAUUUGCAGUCGCGCAAGGCGCGCUUGAAGCUCUGGACAUCGAGCAAUGAGAAGGUGUGCGAGGUGCAGACGGUGGAUGAGGCAGGAGCUGGUGCACCGGGCAAACGCUACACCAAUCGCCGAUACUCCGAGUGCCCACCGGCCGGUGCUGGUGGCGCCAACGUAUAUCGUCGCGCCUCGGAGUAUCCGCAUCCGCCGAGUGUCUCGCCACAGAUGCCGGCAUCGGCACGUGCAUCGACGCGACGCAAGAAGUCCGGCAGUGGAUUGGGUUUGCUUGGCAGUCGCACGGAUUUGGCUGGCAUUUUUAGCUCGCUGACAGGUACGAGCGGUGGCACAGAUCCUGGCCACCGUCCAGAUCCAGAUGGUGGGUCAUCUAGCAGCCAUUCGUCGGCAGCCACUGGCAACAGUGCAACAAGUCCGUUUUUGAGCCAGACAUUCCAGCAGGCGGCACGUGGGCGCACCACCAGCGCCGCACCCACUCCUUGUGCUGGGCAGGGUGGAUCGAGCAUGCUGCUUGAUCCGAACGCUGGCCGCUCCACACGCUCGAACAGUUUUGAUGUGUCCAUAUUGAACAAUGCCAAGCAGCUGGUCACCGAGGCCCAGGACAACAGCUCGGCCGCAAUUUCGGGUUGGUUUGGGAUGAAAACGACUCCAGUUACUCCUCGCAAGAAGAGCGUGCGCAGCAAGAGCAGCGCCAUGGCAUUGUCUAAGGAUAUGUUAGAGCGUCUGCAGAAGAAGGAUCCACUUGGUGGCGAUUCCGGCAAGCCGAAGCUAAAGCCGCGCAGCAAGAAGAAGAGCUGGGCUGAUGCCACCAAAGCGAAUAUUGUGGAUGCCAACAUUUUGGGCACCGCCAUCGAGGGUUUUUUGCGGAAGAGCUCCAAUGCCAGCAUGGCUGGCAGCAGCGGCAAUACCGCCGGCGCCACCACAUCAACUGGCAUCCGUUCGGGUGGUGGCAAGGAUAGCAGCAAGGGCGCCGUGCCCAAGGAGUCGGGCGCCAGUGGCAGCUCCGGUGGUGGGCGACGCUCUCGCCAGUCAGCUGUCAGCUCAGCUGCCAGCUCUGCUCAGUCGCAGGCCGGACGUGCGAUGCGCUCCACGCUCAACUGGUUCAGCAAGGGCGACGAGGAUGAUUCCAAGGAUACGUGUGACGCCUCUUUGUGUGCCACACUUAAGGAUCUCUUUGUUAAGUGAGUUUUCAAUUAAGAAAAGCAAGUAGACGGACAGUGGUGGAUGAUGGAAUCGGGCUGCGACUGACGGAACAACAGUGGGCUACUUGCAUUUCUGAUAGCAACAUUUUCAACACUUUUCACAAUUGUCACGGCAAACACAAAUUGGAUAAACGCGUACAUUUGAAAAUACAAAUACCGGUGAAUUGUGGGGCGAACAUUUUAGAUAAGUUUUUUAACGAUAGCAGAGAAACGAUAACGAUACAAAUUUGUAUUGCAACAUUGCAGGUGAGUUUUGUGAUUAUCGCAGGGCAGGGAAACGUGGCGAAUGAGAGCCGAUUGACAUAUUACCUUCAUAUUGUGAACAAUAUACA